AAAGAGAAGGAUAAAAUGAAAACAACUUUCAAAGCACUUAUUGGACAUUCUUCCUCAAAAUCAAGGGAUGGGGAAUCCUCUCAACGAAGCACUCCGAAAAGAGACAAAAAUAAAAAAUUAACAGAUAGUGAGAGAGGAAGACGCUCUUUUUCUUGUGAAAUGGUUGUUAAUACUCCUAAUCAUUGCCAGAAAGCUCAAAGUAUAAACCAAAUAAAUGUUGCACAUUGUCAACAACCACAACAAAAUCUUAUUACUUCCUCAAAUUCACUUAUUUGUGGCUCUUCACUUUCUGUUCAAUCAACAAAUCCUCCCUCUACUCCAGCAUUAAGAGGACGUUCACCUUCUGCUGCAAGUAGUAUUUGUUCGAAGGUUUUUAUAGAUCUUUGA
This is a messenger RNA of Meloidogyne enterolobii, 387 nucleotides long. NCBI's taxonomy places the organism in Eukaryota, Metazoa, Nematoda, Chromadorea, Rhabditida, Meloidogynidae. The record is from the annotation of a GenBank genome assembly.